AUCGAAAGGCUCACCGUAAUGGUAUAAAAAAGCCAAAGACAUAUCGUUACCCUUCAUUAAAAGGGGUUGAUCCUAAAUUUCUUCGUAAUCAACGGUAUGCGAAGAAGGGAACAAUCGUAGCUUUAAAGAAAGUCAAGGAUGCUAAGGCUUCAGCUAUGAAAACAGAUUAA
Messenger RNA from Funneliformis caledonium, 170 nucleotides. NCBI's taxonomy places the organism in Eukaryota, Fungi, Glomeromycota, Glomeromycetes, Glomerales, Glomeraceae. The record is from the annotation of a GenBank genome assembly.